Messenger RNA from Closterium sp. Naga37s-1, 1197 nucleotides. The record is from the annotation of a GenBank genome assembly. NCBI's taxonomy places the organism in Eukaryota, Viridiplantae, Streptophyta, Zygnematophyceae, Desmidiales, Closteriaceae.
AUGGGCCAUAUUCGGGUCAGAUUUGGACGUGGGCAAGCCUCCACGCUCCUUUCCUCUGUGGACUCACUUGGCCGAACCAUCGUCUCCACCUUCUCGUCUUCAUCUGUGACUCCUGAUUCUGUCUGCCACCUCGCCCCCUCCCCCUGCGGCAUCACUGAGUCGGGCCCGUGCUGCACUGCUGUCUCCGUCACAGAGCCCUCCACCAUCAGGGAGCUUCCUCUGCCUUCCUUCCUUCCCCCGCCCCUCCUCUCCCCCCACCAGGUGGCCACUUCCCGAUUCUUCCCCCACUCACUAGACCCUGUUCCCCGCUUCUUCCCCUGCUCUGUGAACCUCCACGACCCUGCCUCCCCCUCGCCCACUUCCCAGCGUUCCUGUGCCUCCCUACACGUCCUCUUCCUCCCCCUCCCCCCCCUUCCCUCGCCUCCCUCCCCCACCAGGUGGCCACUUCCCGCUUCUUCCCCCGAUCAGUGGACCUGCACGACCCCGCCUCCUCCUCCCGUAGCUACAUCCCGUUUCUUCCCCCGCUCAGUGGACCUACACGACCCCGCCUCCCCCUCUCCCGCUUCCCCCCUGCGCACAUUCCGCCUGCCCUUCCCCCCCGCUGCUGUGGGCUUCCUGGGGGGGACCGAGAGGGACAGAGGGGGAGGGAAGCGGAGGGGAGGGGAGAUGGAGGGGGAGGAGGAGGGGAAUGCAGUUGAAGGGGUUCGGCUGCUGGCAGUGUGCGAAGGACCCCAGCUCAGCAUCUGGGACGAGCGGGCUGCCGAAAACGGUGGCUGCAUCCAGCGAAUCACAGUCUCUCCUGCUGCCGAGCCUCUCUACGCCCUAGCCUCGACAGUAGGCUCGGGAACAGGCUCGGUAACAGGCCUGGUAGCUGUAGGAGGGGCCGAGCGCACUGUAGCUGUGUACGACGUGCGGAAAUGGGCGGCAAGAGGCCGCUGGGUCAGCUGCGUUCGGCAGGACGUGAUGGGCAUCCCUGUGGCUGGUGGUGAGAGAGAGGAUGCGAGACAGGAGGGACAGGAUGGUCUUUCGUUUGGGUCUGAUGAAUCCGUGUUUGUGUGGAGCGGUGAUAAUGAGGUGGUGUGUGGGAGGUGGACUGAGGGCGAGGGGAGGGUGGGAGGGGUGCGAAGAGCAGAGAAGGGGAGGGGUAAAGGGGGGAGUGGAAGGGGGGGGGAAGGGGGGGGAAUGGGGAGGGAUUGA